AUGUCGACGCCGCCAUGGCCGUGCUGCGCGUCGGACCAUCUCAUCCAAAUCGCCGCCAACUCGCCGUUGAAGAAAACCCUGGGAUUGACAUCUGAGCCCGAUGUCGCCUCGCCGCUCCCGCCGCUUCCUCCGGCAACAGUAGCGUCGCCUCUGCAGGAGCUUGUUUCAAAUGCCGACGCGGCUUGUUCAUGUAACUCUUCAUUGCAUGGCGCUUCGGGCUUGACCGCAGCGGAAGAGCCGCGCAAUCAACCGCGGACUCACGACGCACAGCAGCUUUCCGCGGCUGGCGGAGGCGCAAGAGGACCAGCGCAACAGACUUCCGCGCAGGCGGAGGCGCAAGCGGAUUUCCGCGUGUUUCUCCGCCCUUUCGCCUCUCCGCCACCCGUGCGCCUGGACGUGGAUGGCGAGGGCGGGUUUGCGCAACUUCUCGCUUCCGCGGAUUCCGCCGUUUCUUCCGCCAUUCCCCCUGCGUUCGCGCUGGACUCGCAGUCCGCGGAAGGGGAACGGGGAGCUGAGCUUGGCGCUCUUCCGUCGCGCACUUCCCCUCUCGGGGGGUCGCCGCUGCUUGAGCUCGCAUGCUCUUGUCCGCAUCCCGCCACGCAUGCGUCAGCAGAGGCGCUGCAACCGCCCGUUGCAGCAGAGGAGCCUGUUGCGGGGCAGUUUGUAGCGAGACAGGCUGUAGCAGGGCAGGCUGCAGCGGGACAGCUUGUAACGGGGCAGCUAAUAGUGGGGGAGAGAGAGGCCCUGGCGACCAGCGUAGUUGGCGGGGGGGCAACGGGAAGCGCGGAGGGCACGUGGGGGAGGGCGGUGGGCGCUGGGGGAAAUGCGCACUGCGUAGGGGCGAAUGGGGGGGGCGCGCGGGGGAGUGACGAGGGCGCGCGGUUCUGGGAGAGCUAUGUGGCGGAAAGGGCAGUGGCAGCGGGGGAGAUGGCGCAGCGGAAUUGGGGGGAGGAGGGGAGGGGUUGGUGUUUUCUCCCCGUCUCCCAUCCCUCCCCCUCCCAAUCCGUUCUCCCUUUCACCCAACCUCCCUCAUACAGCCUUGUACACUCCCUCCGUCCCUCUCCCGCUAGUGGUGAUGGUGGAGCGAUACAAGGUCUCAGUCGACUGCUCCUCACUCAGCUCGUGGUGAUGGUGGAGAGAUACAAGCUCUCAGUUGACUGCUUGUUUGCAGUUCAGUCAGCCCUGGAGCUCACACACUACCAUUCCUCUCUUCUCUCUCCCUCUCCCUCCCUAAACCCCAGGCUCGUGGUGAUGGUGGAGAGAUACAAGGUCGCAGUCGACUGCUUCAUGUUCCAUACACUUCGUCACUCCCACCUCCCUUCCCCCCCUCACCUUCUAAACCCCAGGCUCAUGGUGAUGGUGGAGAGAUACAAGGUCUCAGUCGACUGCUUCUUUGCAGUCUGGUUUGUGCUCGGCAAUAUCUGGGUCUUUGGCGCCAACUCUGCCGCCCAGACCGCCCCAUUACUUCUGAGCGUGGUGUUUCUGGCGCUCAGCUGUGUGAGCUACGCCAUGCCCUUCCUCCUCUGCGCCACCAUCUGCUGCUGCCUGCCCUGCAUCAUCACGCUCAUGGGCUUCGAUAACCACAUUGCCUCCAUCUCCCCUCCCCAGGCCCUGGCCUCUGAAGGCGCUGCUCCUGAUGAGAUUGGUCCCCAUCCCCAAUUCAUUCACCCUCUUUCCGUCUGCUUCCCUAUUCCCCACCCCUGCCCCGCUUCCUGUCCCCCUCCGCCCAUCCCUUUUUCCCCUCCCCCCUUAUCCAGUCUGAGCGUGGUGUUUUUAACAUUGAGCUGUGUGAGCUACGCCAUGCCCUUCCUCCUCUGCGCCACCAUCUGCUGCUGCCUGCCCUGCAUCAUCACGCUCAUGGGCUUCGAUAACGAUAUCGCCUCCAUUUCCCCGGCCUCCAAGGGUGCUGCUCCUGAUGAGAUCGCCUCGCUGCCGUGCUUUAAGUAUAAGGAGCUGAAGCGGAGGAGGAAGGGGGGGAGUGGUGGGGUUGGGAAGGGAAGCAGCAAGGGGAGUGGUGAGGUUGGGCUGCUGUGGGCGGGUAUGGACAAGGAGCGGGUAGUGCAAGGGGAGGAUGCGGUGUGCUGCAUCUGCUUGGGGCACUACAAGGAUGGGGCGGAGCUGAGGCAGCUUCCCUGCAACCACCACUUUCACCAAUCCUGUGUCGACACGUGGCUGCGGAUCAACGCCAGCUGUCCGCUCUGCAAGGUGGACAUCAGCGGGCGGCCCAAGGAGGCUGUGGAUCCUGUGCUAGCGAAUGAAUUUGCAGCAGCCUCCUUUGUCUAA
Closterium sp. NIES-65 is the source of this 2283-nucleotide messenger RNA. Lineage: Eukaryota; Viridiplantae; Streptophyta; Zygnematophyceae; Desmidiales; Closteriaceae. The record is from the annotation of a GenBank genome assembly.